Messenger RNA from Pipistrellus nathusii (Nathusius's pipistrelle), 609 nucleotides. The record is from the annotation of a GenBank genome assembly. Lineage: Eukaryota; Metazoa; Chordata; Mammalia; Chiroptera; Vespertilionidae.
AUGGCCCCCGCCCGCCUGCUCGCGCUGCUGCUGCUCCUCGCGGGCGCCCGCGCCGCCGCCGCCGAGUCGAUCCGAGAGACCGAAGUCAUCGACCCCCAAGACCUCCGAGAAAGCCGGUUCUUUUCCGGACCCCUGCCAGAUGAUGAGGACGCGGGGGGCCCUGGGCGGGAACUCGAUGACCUGGAGCUGUCUGGCUCCGGAGACCUGGAUGACUCAGAGGACCCCAAGGUCUUCCCCAAAGUGACCCAACCCUUGGUGCCCAUAGAUAACCACAUUCCUGAGAGGGCAGGGCCUGGGAGCCGGGUACCCACCGAACCCAAGGAGCUGGAGGAGAAUGAGGUCAUCCCCAAGGGCCUCUCACCACGGCUCGAAGGGAACGAGGACCUUUCCAACAAGGUGUCCAUGUCCAGCACUGCCCAGAGCAGCAACAUCUUCGAGAGAAAAGAGGUUCUGGCGGCUCUGAUCGUGGGCGGCACCGUGGGCAUCCUCUUUGCCGUCUUCCUGGUCCUGCUGCUGAUGUACCGCAUGAAGAAGAAGGACGAAGGCAGCUACGACCUGGGCAAGAAGCCCAUCUACAAGAAAGCCCCCACCAACGAGUUCUACGCCUGA